Molecule: messenger RNA, 960 nt
Organism: Andrographis paniculata
Lineage: Eukaryota; Viridiplantae; Streptophyta; Magnoliopsida; Lamiales; Acanthaceae
Product: inactive protein RESTRICTED TEV MOVEMENT 2-like
Exons: 2
Coding region: 1-960 (319 amino acids)
Source: RefSeq, a predicted model, not a curated record
AUGGCAGCUCGGCGGCAACACGGCGGCGGCGGUGGAGCCACUCCCAGACGCGCUGCAGUGCGUCUGGUGUACGAAGAUAUCAAGCCCACAGGAAAGUGGCGAGAAGACGCCGAAAGCCAUAUCCUCACCAUUGAUCUUCCCGGUUUUGUUAAGGAGCAACUGAAGGUCUCCACAGAAGGCAAUAAUUUUGUCAAGGUUCAAGGUGAACGCCCGGUGACUAGAGCCCGGAGAAUCCGCUUCCAGGAGGAUUAUCCAGUUCCUGCAAACUGCGACAUGAGAAAAAUUCGUGCCAACUUCCAAGGAGAGAGCCUGAUUAUAACAAUCGGGAAAAAGAUCGUUGACAAACCUAAGGAUGCACCUUCGCCUGCAAUAGCUACUCCGGCUGAAGUUCCUAAGCAGCCCUUAGCUCCACAGGGGAAGGACAAAGACGAAGUCGAAGACAGAGACAGAGACAGAGACGAACACAAUCAGCCUCCACCUCCAGCAGUUGAAGCAAGCCAGCUUAAUGAUGAGAAAAACUUUGAACACGCCGCAGGUGAGGAUGGGAUAAAAAGGGAUCAGCCUGGUGACCCGCGAGAUGGAAGAAGAGGUACUCCGUUUAGAGAUGCCGGGCGAGUACUUCCACGAGAUUAUGAAAUUCGUGAGGCAAUAAAAAAGGAUGAAAUAGAGAAGACUUCGAAGAGAAGUGAAGAGUUACCAGAGGAAGGAACUACAGAGAAAGCCGAGUUGAAGGAUGGUGCACCAUCUGCGAAAGAAGUAAAACACACAGAAUCAAAUGGGAAGCGUAAAGCCCAUACAGAUGGAGCUUCAGCAAUGAAGAAAGGAAAGAAAGCAGUAAAUGGACUUAACAUGUUAAAUGAAAGGAAAUCGGUCGUGAAUAUGGGAGCUGCAGUGCUUGUUAUUAUUGCGCUCACUGCUUACACCACAUACCAGUUUACAUCAGGGAAACAUAAAAUCUAA